UGUGUUUUGGUAGCGUAGUACUGGAUGCUCAUAACCUAAUUUGUUGAGGAAGUGAACGUUAAAUAGUACGUUUAUUUGCUUUGUAUCAAGUAAAUAUGCAUGUCUAGUUCUGUAAAUGGAUUAAAAUAUCAUAUGUAUGAUGUUUGAAGAGCGAGUAUACGAAGAUUUACCAGACUUCGCAUGUCUGGAGGAUACUGUGAAAGAGCUUGAAGAAGCAAAGGAAGCACUUGAAGAUGAAGUAAGAAGAGUAAAGGAAAAACUGGAGGAAGCUACAACUGAGAAAAAUAAAUCUCAUUCCAAACAUAAGUCUCUUUGUUUAAAUAUAUCAGUGCUCUAUAAGACUGUAACUGCUGAGAUUGGACGGAAAGAUAAACUAAUAGCUGAACUUCACAAAGAAAAUGAUGCAAUUAUUUUGCAAAGAAAGAAGAACACAUUUAAUGAGAACGCUAAGCAUACAUCGGAUAACAGUGGUGAUCACUGGUGCUAUCAAGACACCUUUGAACAGAAUGAUCACCCUGCUCCAAAAGUUGAGAAAAUAGAACCAGAUUAUGCAGAUUCUGACAGCUGUGCUUCACACAACUUUUCAUCCCAUGUGGAUUUUCCACUGCAGAAAGAUCCUGCAGUUUUCAGUACAAGAUGUAGGCAGAUCACUUCUGACGAUAACAUUUUGACCAAUACGGAUAAGUCACAUGAACUUAUUAAUCAGGAAUCAGCAGUUCUAUGGAAUUUAAGUACACCUUCAGAUACUAAACUACAAAAAGAUAUAAAUGAAAAAGUACACCACAAUUCUGCACAUUUAAGUACAGAAUAUGAUUUGUCUUCAAAUACAGACAUAAGGAAGUCAGAAAAUGGCAGUAAUUUUUCCAGUAGAAGUGGUACAUUUCAUUAUGAUGCUAGUUCAGAAAGAGUGCAUGUAGAAAGAAAGAAAUUCAAUGUUGAUAGUCCCAGACUGACAUCACACAGCAUGCCGGGAGAACCUGUAUCUAGGCACUUCCACCAGAGAGAUGAACGUGAAUACAAGGCAUAUUCGAAACAUAAAAUAGAAAGAUUUUUACAUUCUGAGAGUGAUGCGUCAAGAACGCAUUCAUCAGAUCACCAACCACAUUCAGAAAGAUGGGAGUCACAUAACAUUCCAAGAAUGACACAUGAGACAAACAUAUCACAUACACUUAAAAAUUCAAGGUCAGGAUCUGUUUCUUGGUCCAGGACUGAAGCAGGAUAUGUAGAGAACAAUUCAAAGGGAAGGUAUGAUGUCAGAGCUUCGUCACAUAGCAGAAGCUUUGGGUUGACAGAAGCAUAUGAAAUUCCAACGGAUCACAAUUGUAAACCACAAAAUAAAUUCAAAUGUGUUGGUGAACCACACUAUAUAACAGAAACUUCAGAUGUUGAACUGGCAUCUUCUUUGAAAAUGCAAAAUGAUGAAUUGGAAAUUAACGCAAAAAUGCCACAUGAAAGCACUGUGCCGAACUCAUCUGAACACCAUGGUUUUAAAAGGUCAAGGUUGGCCAGAAUUCUAAAAUUAAAUUCUGUAACCGAGCGCAGUGAAACAAGAAAUUCAGUUAGUAACGCUGAUUUGGUUAGAAACACAAAUAGCACAUUGUGCUGGGAAUAUGGUGAUGGGAGAAUAAAGAGGCCUCUUGAAACUGAAGAGUUAGAUGGAGCUCAUCUCCCAGAUUCUAAGAGACAAAUAUUGGAUGAUAUAACAGAUCAAGAAUACUACAAUUAUAGGGACAAUUAUAAGCAUUCAGAACGUGAACGGAAUUAUGAUACAAGAAUGAAACCAUGUUUAGGCCCGGUAAAUGAAAACACGAUGAAAGACUAUAAAUUUACAAGAUAUGAAAAUGAUGGCAUUAGAAAUAUCUAUAAUACUGUGCUGGAAGGUAGUCACAAAGCUGAGGAAAUGGAAAGAGAAAUUUGGUCCCAAAAUAUUGAACUGAAUUUUGAAGAUGCAAGAUGUGAAGAUGAUAGGAAGUUCCCAACCAUGGAAAGUGCAGUUAAGAAGGGCACAGAUUACAAAUUAAGGAUUAAAUCUGAUAGUCCAGAAUCAAAUGAAAGAGACAAAAAUGUUCCUAGAAGAAGACAGACAGAUCGUCAGUAUCAUGAAUAUAAUAAAUACAGGUCAAACAGAAAGCCAUUUUAUAUGGAAAGAAAGAUGUCAAGAUCAUUUAGACCACAAUAUGCCGUAAAGAAUUAUUAUGAAAGGUCGCGUUCACCCUUCAUAUAUAAUCACUAUUCAAGAUGACUGAAGCCCUUCAUAACUUCUGGGUAAGGAGAAAGUGGAAGAUUCAGAGACUCAGAGUAAUGAAGCAAAUAUUUUGUGUUAAUAUCAUAUAAAAGUCAAUGUCCAGGGUACUUACACACAGUUGUUAAUGGCACGAAAUGAAAUUUUGUUAGUUACGUGCUUUGUAUGUGAUCCGUGCAAGUGGUGAUGGAUCUCACAAAUCAACACUUACCUCAAAAACAAGGCAGUUUGAUUAAAAGUUUAAUUAAUUAUGGAAAUUUUGAUAAAUGAUUGAUUAUAAACAGAACUGUCGUCAUGUGCCAACUUUAUUGACUUUCGCUUACAUAAAGACAGAACACCAUUUUGUAAAGAAUGCAGUGGGCAAUUAAAUGUAUACAUUGAAGAUGUAGAUGAAAAUAAAUCAUAAAUAUUAUUUGUGA
Messenger RNA from Zootermopsis nevadensis, 2661 nucleotides. RefSeq lists its product as uncharacterized. Lineage: Eukaryota; Metazoa; Arthropoda; Insecta; Blattodea; Termopsidae. The record is from RefSeq and is a predicted model, not a curated record.